Molecule: messenger RNA, 1062 nt
Organism: Pygoscelis adeliae (Adelie penguin)
Lineage: Eukaryota; Metazoa; Chordata; Aves; Sphenisciformes; Spheniscidae
Product: LIM homeobox transcription factor 1-alpha-like
Exons: 9
Coding region: 1-1062 (353 amino acids)
Biological process (GO): neuron differentiation; regulation of transcription by RNA polymerase II
Cellular component (GO): nucleus
Molecular function (GO): DNA-binding transcription factor activity, RNA polymerase II-specific; RNA polymerase II transcription regulatory region sequence-specific DNA binding
Source: RefSeq, a predicted model, not a curated record
AUGGACAGAGAAGCCGCCCUCUUUGCAAUUCCCAAAGACGUUCCCACUUAUAAGCCCAUCUGCCUUCCUGCUACUGACACUUUUUCCAUCAAGACCGCGACUGGCUGGCCUCCGCUGUACAUCCACCACCAGCGAACAGGCUCGAGGCUGUUCCAGACCAAGUGCAGCAGCUGCCUGAAGGCGAUCGCCCCCUCCGAGCUCAUCAUGCGGGUGCUGGAGAACGUCUACCACGUUCACUGCUUCUAUUGCUGCGAGUGUGAGCGGCGCCUGCAGCGGGGAGACGAGUUUGUGCUCAAAGAGGGACAGCUGCUGUGCCGCAGUGACUAUGAGAAGGAGAAGGAGAUGCUGAGCGCUAUCAGCCCGGCACCCACGGAGUCCGUGAAAAGCGAGGAUGAAGACGGCAGCCACUCGCACGGCAAAGGCAGCGAGGAGAGCAAAGACCACAAGCGCUCCAAGCGCCCGCGCACCAUCCUUACCACACAGCAGCGUCGGGCAUUCAAGGCCUCGUUCGAGGUUUCCUCAAAACCUUGCAGAAAGGUAAGAGAGACCCUGGCAGCCGAGACGGGCUUGACUGUGCGGGUGGUACAGGUCUGGUUCCAGAACCAAAGAGCCAAGAUGAAGAAGAUUGCUCGCAGGCAACAACAGCAGCAGCAGCAACAGCAGGAGCAAGAUCAGCUGGGCAACCCUCGCUUAGGGACCGGGAGAGGGACCGGUCGCAACAGCAGGCAGAGCAAUGACGAUAGCGAAGACGGCGCAAGCGUUCACGGCCUGGAUGGGCUCAUGGUCCCCUACCCCAGGAUCCCCCAGCAGCAGCUGCUGCCCCUGGAUCAGAACGGCUACAGCACAGACUUGUACAGACAAGGGCUGACGCCACCCCAGCUGCCCGGAGACCAUCUGCACCCCUACGACUCAGAAGGAGUUUUUCACGAUAUGGACAGUGACAGCAUCAGCCACCUGGGAGACUGCCUGCUGUCAACGGCCGAAGCCAACCUCCUCCAAGCCCGCGUGGGCAACCCCAUUGACCGACUCUACUCCAUGCAGAGCUCCUACUUCACAUCCUGA